Molecule: messenger RNA, 3881 nt
Organism: Thrips palmi
Lineage: Eukaryota; Metazoa; Arthropoda; Insecta; Thysanoptera; Thripidae
Exons: 12
Coding region: 221-3361 (1046 amino acids)
Biological process (GO): regulation of transcription by RNA polymerase II
Cellular component (GO): nucleus
Molecular function (GO): transcription coregulator activity
Source: RefSeq, a predicted model, not a curated record
AAACUACAGAGCCAACAAUAACAAGGAUAACAAAAAGAGUUGCAUGGUCGGUGACUUUUUGCAGUGGUUAUGUGAAAUGACAAAAUUAUCGAAGUUUCCCUUUUAGAUGUGCUUACAUCUUCCAUUUUGAGAAUACCGUUACUGUUGCCCGUUGUGCAAUGCUGUUACGUAUUUUGAUAUGUGAUUUACCCUUUCCAAUGGUUUGAAAUCAGAUGUGAAAAUGGCUCUUGACGCUAGCAGCGAACUUUACAUAUUGCCGUUCAAGCCUCCAAAUGAGAGCAGAUUCCACAAUUUGUGCAAGAAUGGGAGCGUCGUGGGAUCUAGCAGCGAUGUUUCCAACGACCUGCUGGAAAUUCGAAUAACCGAGAUACCUCAAGACCUUGACGGCGAAACGAUGCUGCAUAGCAGAGACAUCACUGGAACUUCCAACGACUUUGGGGCAGUCAUGAAGCACCAAGAAAUAGACUUUGAAAGCUUGAAUCAGAUCUUAUGCAAAGAUGUUGUUUUUAUGUCAUCAAACUCAGAUGACUCAAAACUUAUCACUGGAUCUGAUGUUACCAUGUUCAGUGAGGUUAAAACUCUUAGUUCCGUUCCAGUCAUCAUGUUUUCGAAGGACGAUUCUGACCAUGAUAUUGUUUCACAUUCUGAACUGUUGCCAGAGGACACUUGUCACUUUAGUACAGAUAAAGAUGACGAUUACAUUGUUUUUAAAGAUGACACUGAUGUUCUUGGUGCAGUUGAAGUUUUGGGGGUUGACACUAUGGAGAGCAUCAAUGAGGUUUGGAUUCCCGAUCAAGAGCAACUGCCUGAAGUUGGGUUAGAUAUGUGUGAAUCUAUCGGACCUCAGCCCAGCGGCACUCAUUUGGUCCCUGUCAAACUAGAAAACAAUGUAGUUUUCAUUGAUGCAGCUCCUUCCAAUAAUGUAACUAAACCUGAAACACGCGCCCAAGUGUCACGUACUAGAAGAAAAUCCAUAGAAACGUCAUCCCAAGAUAGACCAAGUGUCAUCUCAAUUGCAUUUCCAAAUGCUGAAAAACUAAAUUUAAAUCUUCGACAAACAUCUGCAAGAACCAAACGCAAUUCUCAUCCUGAUUCAAUCCUUAAUCAAGUUACUGCUCAAGUUCAGAUGCCCAGCAGCAAGUCUCCUGGAAACCAAGCACCUGUACAGCCCACUCCUUCAGCUCACUCUCGUAGUGUCUUGAAAACGUCGCUAGCUAAGAAAGGAGCUAAAUAUUCUGCAGUAAAACCUAAAGGAUCAGGCAGGCAAGUUUUAAAAGAAGACCAUUUUAUUUCCUUAAUAAAUCAAAGCUCUAAGCAAAUAAACCAAAAUGUGCAUCUUAUGAAGAAACCAGGAUCCAAAGUUGUCAAGGGCAAUUUGUCUAAAUCCCAAUCUUUGGCAGUAGUGGCCAUAUCCUCUGAUAAAUCUAAAGACCUCACAGAAAUUGUUGUGAGUACUGCCAAAGGAGAUCAAAUAUUCAAAGGAAAGACUAGUGAGCUGAUAAACGCCACCCCAAAUCUUUGGUGUACCAGUUCAGGGAAAAAAUGUGAAGAAACAGGUGACCACAAUUCCUUAGAAGAGGAGGAGCUUUUGGAAUAUCAACCAGUGACUGAUGCCUUACAGAAACUUGGAGUCCCUACAUUAAGCUGGGUACAGAAUAAACCGGAAGAUCAAAAGCUGUGGUACUGUCCUGAAAAAAGCUGCAAGAAACUUUUUCCUGUAUUAAACCAACUGAAGGUUCAUAUACUGGGUCAUUAUGGCGUUCGUCCCUAUAAGUGUGAUUUCCCCAACUGUCAAUGGGCAUUUUACACCCACUUCAAGCUGAAAAGGCACAAAGAGACUCAUUUGCAAAGGAAGGAUUUCAAGUGCUCUGUGCCAGAAUGCGGCCGUUCAUUCACUACAAUAUAUAAUCUGAAGACUCAUCAGAAACUCCACAAGAGGCCUGCAGAAAUAAUGUGUCCAGUGAAAGACUGCAAUGAAUUCUUUCAAACUCGGCGUAGCUUAGAAUUUCAUCUGAAAGAACAUGGCUCAGAUCAUGCACCUUAUGUGUGUCCUUAUGCGUCAUGCCAGAAGAGGUAUUACACUGUGAAUUCAGUCAACUCUCACAUCAGAAGCCACCAGCAUAAAGAUGAUGAAAUUAGAUGCCAAUGGUCUGGCUGUACGAAGGUUUUUACCAAACCAUGCAGAUUAAGGGCCCAUAUGCGCACACACACAGGAGAUAAACCAUACUUGUGCACACAUCCAGGCUGUACAUGGGCUUUUACUAGCUCAAGUAAACUGCGACGGCAUCAAUUCAAACAUACAAACGUGCGCAAUUUCCAAUGUCCUAUUGAAGGAUGUGGGAAAAUGUUCAUGCGCUCAGAGCACCUUAAGGAACAUGCUUUAACACAUUCAUCCGAACGUACUUUUCAGUGUCCUCAUCCAAAUUGUAAUAUGAAAUUUUCAGCAAAAAGCAGUUUGUAUGUUCAUUCUAAAAAGCACCGAGCCAAAGUUCAUGCUGUUCCCAACGACACACUCACUGAAGCAAUUACCUCCAUACCUGUGAAAGUUAUUCAAAGUACUGGAAAGAUCUGCACUGAAAGCAGUGUUAGCAGCGUGCCAGAAAUGAACAUGGAGGACCAUGUUGUCAUUCAAAGCUUGCCCUGUGAAAACACUGUCCAACCAGAUAUUCCUGAAGGGACACAAACCUUGGACCUGAUUCCUUUGCUGUCAGAAGAUGAGGCUCUUGUUGCUGAACUAGUUGGUAUGGAACCUGUUACAUUUGAACACAAUGCCUCUGCAUCUCUAAGGUCUGAAGAUACCAGUAAUAUAUCACCUGAAGUCAUGGAGAAUUCUUCAAUUGUUUUAAAUACUUUACCAGGCUAUGUAGAUGAUCCAGGUACUCCAAACCACAUGUCCCAAGUCUUGAUCUGUACCCAGGAGCCAGAGGAAAAUUUGAGUGAUGCUGUGGAACAAGAUGAGGAAAUAAGUCACGUUUUACAUCCUGAGUCAGCCCGUAGCUCAAUCACAAUCCACAGUUGGACGAAGUUCAAGAAGGUGCGUCAAAGUCAGUCAAUCAGAACUCCAAGGCAGCCUAAGCGGCCACCACAGCAAACAAGGAAGCCUUCGUUGAGGCUCCAUGCUGUUGAGAUUGAUAAAUCGCCACUCUCAGGAACCAAACAAGACGGACUCUCCAACGGGCGGGCCCCUUUGGAUGUUGUACUCAGUGCUGGUUACUUAGGAUCUGGUCAAGAUAGUAUAGCUCACCUCUUAUUGCCUGAUGAUUUAGCGACUACAAGUGACUUGUACAGCUCGGAGGAUGGAAUUUUAAGUAUGGAUUCAAGCUUUGCACCAUCAACCAUAAAUCUCAGAGAUUUGGAGUGAAACUGUUAGUGCUCUGUCGGAAGCCAAACUCAAAUUUUUUGUGUCUUUCUUCUUUUGUCUGUAUUUGAAAUAACAUUUUUCAGGCUUCUCUUGCUGUGCUUUGUCAAGAUUGAAGCUCACUUUUGAUGCUGUGAUAUUAAGGAAGUUACGUACUUUAAGAUGAGUUAUCCUUGUAACCUGUGGUGCUAUCACCUUCUGAUUCUGAAUGAUCUGCGUGUUGCUCUUGUAGCAGCUGCAUCUUUGUUUCAUUCCUAACUUUACGCCACUGUUUCCUGUACUAUUCUGACCAAAGAUUAUGAGUAGGCAUGUAUUCAUAAAUGCUUUGAAAUGAUGCUGCUUUUGUUUUGUAGUUUUGUUAUCAUGUUUCUCAACUAUUUAUCGUGAUUUAUGGUUUAUAGAUUGUUUAUCUAGUCAUUGUUUAAGCAAUGUAUAUGAGUUCUGGGAGGAUCUGUAAUUAAUUAAUUUCUUUAAAUGUUUUAAUGUUUUGUAAAAUGCCACAUGUUCAAAUAUUUUAAUAUUU